UCUAUGCUAACAUUCUGACGCUUCAAGCCUCCAUUUUCAGGGGGAGGCUUGUUUGAGGUUCCCUUAACUCCACUCAGAACCGAGUCUGACCCAGUCCAGAAGGCCAGGAAGAACAUCUACAGUCAGAACCUGAAGGAGGUGUGGAGUUUAGGCGUGCGGGGGGCGUGUCCCUAAAGUCACAUGUCUGUGAGGAGCUGUGAAACACUGUAUGUUCUCUUUGUUAGUCUAACCUUUAUUGAAACGACGAUGGCGUAGACGUGACCACGUUUCCCUCUUUCUCCUCGCCGCUUUGCUGCUGUUGGUUUCCCAAAAUGUCCUCGUCCUGCGGUUGUCGUGGCAACAGGCUGCGACAGCAAAGAGUGUAGACUAACUGGAGUGAGUGACCCCGCCCCCUGGCGCUCCAAACAGGAAGUACUUGCAGACAGAGAAAUGAACAGCGGUUGCUCCGUCACUCUCCGUCAUGAGAACCGUUCUGGAUCUGAUCUCUGUUUUCUUCAAACAUGUUCUUGAUAAUCUUUUCUACGGGUGAUGUCACCACUGCUCAGUCCAGUUCCCUUAUACAGUCAACGUAAAGCAGCCAAUCACAGGAGAGGGGGCGUGGUUUCACUGGACUUGCUGAGAGCAUUAGGAUGAGUUUUGUAGGGUAAACAUUUGCUCUGGGCCACAGAGCUACUGUGUAACAUCCUUCAUCAUACACACCUCACCUGCAUAAUAGAUAACUAAAAACAGUUUAUAGAUUUUUGAUGGAAGAAUUAUGACCCUGAACUAAACGUUUGUCACAUGACCACAGAACAGAACAUUGGAUUUUUCCCACAUCACUGAAGUUUUUGCAGAAACGUCAGCUUCUGUGAGGGAAACUUCCUUUGAGGAUGACGUCAGAACCUCGGUCGUCAUGGAGACCGAAGUCUAUUAUGACUUCAGGUUCUGCUCCGGUGGGGGCCUCCUCCAGCUCCGGGCCCCGCGGGCUCCGGGUCCGCCCCUGCUGGUCCCUCCUCUUCCUCGGCUGCAUCUUCAUCCUCCAGCUGCCUCCAUGAUGUCUGCUCUUCCCGCGUGAACGUGGGAGCGAACCCGGGAUGAAGCGCGUCUCCUCCCGCCGCCGCCGCCGGGUCUCUUAGCCGCGCAGACGGUUUGCUCUGCGGCUCGGUUCGGUCCAAAAAUGCUCGUGUGGUUCGGGCCGUCUUCGUGAUGCUGCGCCACGGACUGUUUACGCGCUGAGUGAUGAAGACUCAGCUGCUCAGGAUGAAGAAGAGGAGCUUCAGCGAUGCCGAACCUCGUCACGGCCCUCCUGCAGUGGUGUAGCAAUGGUGCUCGAUCAGUCGGUGGACCGGUUUGGUGUCAGCCCCUCCCUCUACGCACCGGCGUUCAUGUAUCAGAUGUCAUUUAACUUUUCCAAGAGAGAAAACUCCAGCGUCCCGGCAACCUUCCCAACAUCUACGCUCUGCAGCCUCGAGGCCGCCUCCUCCACCCAGCCAAACGCCUCCUCCGCCUCCUAUGAACUGACGUCGGGGGAGGUUGCCGCUCUGGGCCUGGUCUUCGGGGUUCUCUGGCUGGUGUCCAUUCUGGGGAAUGCGCUCGUCUGCCUGGUCAUCCACCGGAGCAGAAGGACCCAGUCCACCACCAACUAUUUUGUGGUGUCCAUGGCCUGCGCAGACCUGCUGAUGAGCCUCAGCUGCGCUCCGUUCGUGCUCCUGCAGGUGGCUUCGGGUCGGUGGCCCCUGAGCGCUGCCGCCUGCAAAAUAGUGCGCUACAUGCAACACCUGUGUCCCGGUGUUCAGGUGUUUGUCUUGCUCUCCAUCUCCGUGGACCGGUUCUACACGAUUGUCUACCCCCUCAGCUUCAAAGUGUCCCGGGAGAAGGCGAAGAAGAUGAUCCUGGCCUCGUGGCUGUUUGAUGCCGCCUUCGUGUCGCCGUGCCUCUUCUUCUACGGCUCCUCAUCUACAGACAGUCACUGUGACUUUUUCCUCUCAGACAGCUGGGACAGUAUAGCCUACGCCACAGUCCACCUCCUGGUAGGCUUCCUGGUCCCGGCUGCAUUGAUCGUGUCCUUCUAUCAGAGAGUAGUGCGGUACAUCUGGAGGAUCAGUGACGGCCACACGGUGCGCCGCACGAUGAACAUUGUUCCGCGGACUAAAGUCAAGACCAUCAAGAUGUUCCUGAUGCUCAAUUCCGUUUUUUUCCUCACCUGGAUGCCCUUUUAUGUCGCUCAGCUGUGGCACCCACGUGAGUCCGGAGGAGCCAGCAGACAGGGACUGCUGUUCUUCACCGCCAUCGCCUGGACCUGCUUCAGCUCCACGGCCUCCAAACCCACACUGUACUCCGUCUACAAUGCAAACUUCAGGCGCGGCAUGCGCGAAACCUUCUGCAUGUCAUCCAUGAAGUGUUACCGCAGCAACGCCUACACCAUCACUGCCAGCUCCCGCGUGGCCAAGAAGAACUAUGUGGGUGUGGUGGACGUCCCGGUCCAGGGUAAGGCGGCCACCAAGGAGUCUGUGUACGACGCCUUUGGCCGAGAGGCCAAAGAGAAAAAGGUAGCUUGGCCUACCAACAGCAACCCCUCAAACACAUUUGUGUGAACAACAGACUACGAGCGGACCGGUCCGAACUCUACCCUCACCUGAACUGAACCAGUGUUGGUAGGUGAGCGAACCAGACGUUCCGCUCAACGGUUCGCAGAACAUCUUGGAAAGCAAGAAGGGCUUUUUUUUGACUUAAGGAAUCCUUCCAGCAGCCAUGGUUUUUCUACAGACAGCUGAACCUGAACCUUUUCUUGGUGUUGUGUUGCGAUGGAUUCUUUUUGUUGUGAAUGCAACAGGUUUUGUGAUUUGAUAACGCUGAAUUGUUAUCCAGUUGACGUUGUCUGUAGCCAUCUAUCAGUGAAUUGUUGUAAUGGGGUUUGCUAAUGUGGUGGUGUUGUGGUAGCGGCUAAUGCUAGUAAAGGCUUAUCCAUCACUAACGUCGUGCGGUUUAGUGCUUCAAACCUAAAUUAGCUAGCAACCCUGAAGCUACAGGUUGAUGUAUCACACAGGAAGCUACAGAAACCUGUUUGACGAAGAUGGAGAGAGAAAGAUGAGGCUAAUCUCAGUUCUCAAGCCAACGAGCUCAUGAAGGAGGCCCGCCCCCGCUCCCACUUCUGCUGUUUGGCACAGAGAGGCGUGAAUGGGAGGAGCCUCCACUUUCAGAGAACGUGGCUUUAGGAUGAAGGAAAGAUGCUAACGUGUUCAGGACAAAGAAGCCAGUUUGAUGGGAGAGUGAACAUCUGUGCCCAAUCUACACAUCCCUCUGUGGGAGGGGCCGAGUCACUGCAGCUAAAUCCGCUUUUUGAGAGCAGAUGUUUGGCGUUUGCUCUCAAAUCGACUUUUGGAGCUUUUUAGUGUUUUGUUAUGUUCCUUCCUCACAAUAAACAACCCUGAAGGUG
Oryzias latipes (Japanese medaka) is the source of this 3415-nucleotide messenger RNA. RefSeq names its product G protein-coupled receptor 19 (gene gpr19). Gene Ontology annotation, cellular component: plasma membrane. Lineage: Eukaryota; Metazoa; Chordata; Actinopteri; Beloniformes; Adrianichthyidae. Gene Ontology annotation, biological process: G protein-coupled receptor signaling pathway. The record is from RefSeq and is a predicted model, not a curated record. Gene Ontology annotation, molecular function: G protein-coupled receptor activity.